This is a messenger RNA of Brassica napus (rape), 1311 nucleotides long. Its product is annotated as alanine--tRNA ligase. Gene Ontology annotation, molecular function: nucleic acid binding; ATP binding; alanine-tRNA ligase activity. The record is from RefSeq and is a predicted model, not a curated record. The transcript is spliced from 9 exons. Lineage: Eukaryota; Viridiplantae; Streptophyta; Magnoliopsida; Brassicales; Brassicaceae. Gene Ontology annotation, biological process: regulation of translational fidelity; alanyl-tRNA aminoacylation. Bases 93 to 857 code for a protein of 254 amino acids.
GCCUAAUUACACUGCACUUCCUUCUUUGUUUCCCGUUGCUGUGGAGACUUACAGAAAAAACUCGGGAAGGGUUCACACCCAUCGGAAUCACCAUGGAUUCUCCUCCUCCGACGAAGCUUGAUUAUCAUGUAGACAUGUUUAAACUUCAAUCCCAAGCCACGUGCCUCUCCUUAUUCAAGGGGGAAGAUGGACGUAUAGCUCUUAUAUUGGACUCCACCGUGUUUCAUCCGCAAGGUGGAGGCCAGCCGUCGGACACCGGUUUAAUCGAAUUCGCCGGUUCGGAUUUCAAGUUCUCGGUUCAAGAUGUUCGAUCCAAAGAUGGAAUCGUUCUCCAUUACGGAGUGUUCCAAGGUUCGAAUCCUAAAGAUGUUGAAAAGGGGAAAGAAGUUCACUUGCUUGUUGAUGAAUCAAGGCGUAAACUCAAUUCCAGGUUGCACUCAGCUGGACACUUGCUGGAUUUGUGUAUGCAGAAAGUUGGGUUGGGACAUUUGGAGCCUGGGAAAGGGUACCAUUUCCCUGACGGUCCUUUUGUGGAAUACAAAGGAGUCGUUCCACAGGCUGAACUGCUGGUGAAGCAGAAAGAGUUGGAGGCAGAGGCUAAUGAACUAAUAUCCAAAGGAGGAAAGGUUUAUGCUGAUAUAUUACCCUAUGAAGAGGCAUCCCUGCUCUGUGGUGGCACUCUUCCUGAUUAUAUUCCCAAGGGCAGCACUCCCCGAGUCUUAAGAUUAGGUGAAAACCCUGGGUGUCCGUGUGGUGGCACCCAUGUCUCCGAUAUAUCUGAUAUCAUAAGCAUGAAGAUCACACAGAUGAGAACAAAGAAAGGAAUGACAAAAGUUUUCUACACCAUUGCAUCUUAAUUCCAGUUUACAAAAAAAAAAGUCAAAGGUUCUGUGGUUUAAGAAAGAGACGUAGUAGUUAGGAACUUUGCAACUAGAUGCACAUAACACAACAGCUUGCAGCUAAGAUGCACAUAAGAGAGACAGCUUGCAGAAAAUGGACAAUCUAUAUUUGAAAAUUGCUUUCCAAUAAAGACAAAACUGAAACCUCUCCUGUUCAUUAGAAAUUUCCAAAAGAAAAGGUACGUAAGCUAAAAUGGGAUUGUCAUCGAAUGUCAAUUUCAGGGAAGGAAUUGAAGUGAUGACGACUGUUUCAAUCAGUUGGCUUCAACAGCAAGCAGCCUCUCCUGUGCUCAACAGCCACCAAUUAGUAUUUUGUGGGUAUUUUUUUUAUAUCAAAACUACUAAACGACUCUCCCUAUCAUUGAUAAGUCGUAUAUUGAUAUGAUAUUGAUGUGAUAUGAUCUUCCACUCA